Molecule: messenger RNA, 1647 nt
Organism: Amphibalanus amphitrite
Lineage: Eukaryota; Metazoa; Arthropoda; Thecostraca; Balanomorpha; Balanidae
Product: calcyclin-binding protein-like
Exons: 6
Coding region: 280-975 (231 amino acids)
Cellular component (GO): nucleus
Molecular function (GO): tubulin binding; S100 protein binding; ubiquitin protein ligase binding
Source: RefSeq, a predicted model, not a curated record
GCUUCAAUUAGGGUGCAGAUCUGCUUUUGUAUGGGCCGUACCCAAAUCUGCUAUAUUUGGGUACGAUGACGUCACAUGCGUACCCAUUUUUAGCAGAUUUCUGCUAAAAAUAGCAGACUGCUAAAAAUAACAGAUUUUACCAUAGUUUCCCCAACUGAUAUAACAAGCUCUGCUGGCGCCAGCUGGCCAAUCGUCCAGAAAAUAGUACGGCCCAUUUUAUGUCGGCCGGCCAAUCCCGUUCAAGGUUGGACAGCAAAUAUUGUUUGAACAAAUUUCCAAAUGGAAGUGUCACAGGACCUGGACGAGAUCCGUCAGCUGCUGGUGCAGAGCCGACGGGACAACACCCGUCGCCUGCUCUCAGCAGAGGUGGCCAGACUGGAGGCGCUGAAGACCGCAGAGGAGGCCAGUCAGCCAGCCAAGAAACCCGUCCAGCCCCCGGCAGACCGGGUCUAUGAGAAGAAACUCACAGAGUAUGCUUGGGAUCAGUCGGACAAGUUCGUCAAGUUCUACAUCAACCUGAAGAACGUGCAGAAUGCCCCCGCGGAGAGCAUCAAAUGCAACUUCACCGACAAUUCGUUUUCACUGCGUGUUGAGGGUCUGGACAACAAGAACUACAACUUCUCGCUGAGCAACCUGCUGAGGCCUAUCGAUCCCGCUGCCAGCAAGUACAAGGUCAAAACAGACUGUGUGCUGGUGAUGCUCUCCAAGCGUUCCUCUCAGUCGUGGUCGCACGUGACCGCGGCGGAGAGCGCGGCCGACGAGGCACGCGCCGCCAAGUACUCAUCUCCCGACAAGACUGACGCCGGCGGCGACCCGGCUGCCGGCAUCAUGGACUUGAUGAAGAAGAUGUAUGACGAGGGAGAUGACGAGAUGAAGAGGACGAUCAAGAAGGCGUGGGCCGAGGGCCAGGAGAAGCAACGCUCUGAGGGCGGCUUCGGGGGACUGGGAGGACUGGGAGGCAUGGGAGGGCUGUGAGCGGUGUGAUGAGGUCGGGGGAGCGGCGCGGGAAGUGACGAGUGAAGACCAAGGGGCACAACUGUACCCCGUCCCCAGCAAAGGAAGGUGAGGAGGGUGGUUUGUAUCAGGCUGGCCAUGCCAUGACGGGUGUGUCAGUGGUCGGCGUUUGACGCCAGCGGCGACGAGUAAGGUCUCAGUUUUCUCCCCAGCCGGAGAUUUGUAACGUCUCUGUUUUGUAUGCAUUGCGUUAUAUUGUGAUCGUCUUUUUGCCAAGGCUGCCAAACCGUACACGGCGGAAAGAUGUCUUUGGUGCAGUGUCCCAAAAUUGCAUUUCGGCUUGGGUGUCAGAGGGGAAAUUGCUUUCCAAAAAUGGGGAUAAGAUUGGAAAAUUGCUGGCCAAGAUGAGGCCCAAAAAGAGUGGGAAAAGAUCAAUAGCAUUAAAUUUUAUACAUGCGUGAUAAAAUAUUAGAUGUACAACGAUUAUAUUCACGCUAAUGUUUUUCUUCGUAAUAUUGGGAGUGGAAAAUUGUUCUUCAAAAUUGGAGGUGAGAGUGCGAAAUGAUUUUCAUUUGGAUGUCGUUUCCCACCCAAAACAACAAAUUUUGGGACACUGCUUUGGUGUUGUUAUUCCCUAAUCUGUUCUGUCCUAUAUUGUAUGCGAAGCUGUUUUGAUAAAGCUCUGGUCCAUGA